Messenger RNA from Aspergillus nidulans FGSC A4, 874 nucleotides. RefSeq lists its product as uncharacterized. The coding region runs from base 169 to 621 and encodes 150 amino acids. Lineage: Eukaryota; Fungi; Ascomycota; Eurotiomycetes; Eurotiales; Aspergillaceae. The transcript is spliced from 2 exons. The record is from RefSeq and is a predicted model, not a curated record.
CUAUUUUCGAUUUUCUUUUAUUGUUUUCCUAGUCGUUCUUCACCUGCAAGCAAGUUCUAGGUCUAAAUCUAUCCACCUACUGUUGCCCAACCCUGAAUCUAUACAUCUACACACGCAGCCGCCCAUCAGCCCACACUUUUCCUCUUUUCUCACUUCACCACAAUCAAAAUGGCAACGGUAGAGAAACAAGAACAAAAAGACACUCCUGUUAAAGACGAGAUGCAGGACUCCGAGUUCGAGCAAAAACCCUCGGCCCGCGCCCCUCCCCAGGAUGAAGACGAUGACUAUUCGGACGACUACUCUGAUGACCACGACGACGAUGACUACGAAUACUCAGACGAGGGGGACGAUUACUAUGACGACGAAGACGAAGAGGACGAAGACCAAGGCAAGGCAGUACAAGCCUACCAGCCCAACGGCCAGUCAAUAAGCAGUCGGGACCAAGGAGGCCAGAACGUUAGGCAGAAGAUCAACAACGGGAACAUAUCGCGGGCCCCGGAUAGCAAGAAGACGAUCGACGACCAAGACGGGCUGAAGCUAAAGCUAGAUGUGAAUCUAGAUAUUGAAGUUGAGUUGAAGGCGAGAAUCCAUGGUGACUUGACACUGGCGUUGCUUGCUUGAGGAUUCAGAGACUCGAAAUAACGCGCCGUCUCUGAUAUUCCCGCCGUUCCUAUUCUGCCUAACGAGUUAUGAGAUUUGCCCUGAGGCCGCAUUGAACGAGAUGAAAGAAAUUUUGUAACCUGCGCUGGAGGUGUUUUUAUCAUUGAUUUAUGGUAUUGGGUUCGGGACCUGGCAUUAUGGAUUCUCCUCCUUGUAAUGUGUUCUAGAAGCGUGGAUCGAAUUCAAUCUCUGCUAGAUUCAAUUUGGAUCGAGU